CGUGACACUGCGGUCACGUGACCCGGGCCCCGCGGGAGCCGAGGCACCAGUUCCAGCUCCCAGAGUCGGAGAGAGGGCCGAGCGCGCCCAGCCCCCAGCCCGCCGCGACCAUGCUGUCACGCCUGCUGAAAGAACACCAGGCCAAGCAGAACGAACGCAAGGAGCUGCAGGAGAAGAGGAGGCGAGAGGCUAUCACUGCAGCGACCUGCCUGACAGAAGCUUUGGUGGAUCACCUCAAUGUGGGUGUGGCCCAGGCCUACAUGAACCAGAGAAAGCUGGACCAUGAGGUGAAGACCCUGCAGGUCCAGGCUGCCCAGUUUGCCAAGCAAACAGGCCAGUGGAUCGGGAUGGUGGAGAACUUCAAUCAGGCACUCAAGGAAAUCGGGGAUGUGGAGAACUGGGCUCGGAGCAUCGAGCUGGACAUGCGCACCAUUGCCACCGCACUGGAAUACGUGUACAAAGGGCAGCUGCAGUCGGCCUCCUCCUAGCCCCUCUUCCCUGUCCUCUGCCCCACCCCUCCUACCUCCCCCAUGGGGGCAGGAGAGGAGAAUAAAACACAAGGCUCCAUU
Messenger RNA from Suricata suricatta (meerkat), 569 nucleotides. It is a transcript of the gene BLOC1S1, whose product is annotated as biogenesis of lysosomal organelles complex 1 subunit 1. Bases 111 to 488 code for a protein of 125 amino acids. Gene Ontology annotation, cellular component: BLOC-1 complex. Gene Ontology annotation, biological process: endosomal transport. The record is from RefSeq and is a predicted model, not a curated record. The transcript is spliced from 4 exons. Lineage: Eukaryota; Metazoa; Chordata; Mammalia; Carnivora; Herpestidae.